GCGACCCUUAUUAUGUAACUUCCGGGCUCCACCGGAAGCCGGUGUCGUUUCGCCGGCUUCACUCUGCGCAGUUUCACGUGUUCCCAUCGCUUCAUACAGAUUUCCACGAUGGCACAUCGGGACGGGAUCGUGAAGGCGAAGACGAGGCGCUCCAAACGCUUCCUGCAGAGCUGCGAGCCCAAGCUGAUCGAGGGCCAGAAGAACAGCAUGAUCAUCAAAGGAGGGAACACCAGCGAGACGGUCUCUCAGGCGCUGAAGGACGUGUACGCGCUGAAGAAACCCAACGCCGUGCUCUACAAGAGGAAGAACAUGGUGCGGCCGUUCGACGACUCCACGGCGCUGGAAUUCUUCUCCAAGAAAUCAGACUGUUCCUUGUUUCUGUUCGGCUCGCACAACAAGAAGAGGCCCAACAACCUGAUAUUCGGACGCAUGUUUGACUUCCACCUGCUGGACAUGUUCGAGCUGGGCAUCGAGAGCUUCGUGUCUCUGAGAAACCUGAAGACGGACACGUGUCCUGAGGGCACCAAACCGCUGCUGGUGUUCGCCGGGGAGCUGUUCGAGACGGACCGGGAGCAUCAGCGCUUGAGGAACCUGCUGACAGAUUUCUUCUGUGGGCCGCGGGUGUCGGCGGUGCGUCUGGCCGGACUGGAGCACGUGCUUCACUUCACGGCGCUGGAGGGCAAGAUCUACAUGCGCAGCUACAAAGUGCUGCUGAAGAAGUCCGGCUGUCGCACGCCCCGGAUCCAGCUGCAGGACAUGGGCCCUUCCUUUGACUUCGUCAUGAGGAGAAGUCACAUGGCCUCAGACGACCUGUACAGAACCGCUCACAAACAGCCCAAAGGAGUGAAGCCCAAGAAGAAGAAGAACAUCUCCCACGAUGCUUUCGGCACCAGACUGGGCCGCGUGCACAUGCAGAAACAGAACCUGGACAAGCUCCAGACGCGCAAGAUGAAGGGCCUGAGGAAGAGGAGGGGAGAGCGGACGGCAGAGACGCCGGCGGCCAAAGCACCGCGGACAGACGAGUGACGCCGGAGGACCACAGACACCUGAGACUGUCCUACAAGAUCCGCAAAACACAUCCCUUUACUCUUUCAACAAUUAAACCGUUGUUUUUCCUGCAAGUUUAAUAUUCUGACCUAAUGAAAUUUCAUUUAGAUUUUCUUAUAAAAUAAUAAAAUACAUUUAAUUCAUAUUCAAA
Onychostoma macrolepis is the source of this 1198-nucleotide messenger RNA. RefSeq names its product ribosome production factor 2 homolog (gene rpf2). Lineage: Eukaryota; Metazoa; Chordata; Actinopteri; Cypriniformes; Cyprinidae. Gene Ontology annotation, cellular component: nucleolus. Gene Ontology annotation, molecular function: rRNA binding. The transcript is spliced from 10 exons. The record is from RefSeq and is a predicted model, not a curated record. Gene Ontology annotation, biological process: maturation of LSU-rRNA from tricistronic rRNA transcript (SSU-rRNA, 5.8S rRNA, LSU-rRNA); ribosomal large subunit assembly. The coding region runs from base 109 to 1026 and encodes 305 amino acids.